AUGAUGAAAGAAUCAGACGACGAUUCAUCUUCUGAAGAGAGACCCCUUACACUCCCUAGUAAGUUGCAUUCUUUGCAGGGCCAAAAAAUGCAAAGAGAGUCUUCAACUACCGCCCCAUUAACUCAUCAAACGUUAUCUAAUAUGCAAAGAAAUGGAGGUGCUCGUCAAGUAGAGGAAUACUCACCAGAACCAUCUACCGCCACUGCAGCAAGAGGGUAUCGUCGAAUGUCUCAGAAUAGACAAUCAUUUUCUGAUUCAAAUCAAUACCUCCAACAACUGCAACAAUUGCAGCAACCACUUCUUCAUCGUCUCUUUAGCUCUCAUUAUGUCCUGGUGACAAACCCAGGUAAUUCUGAUCAACAUCAUAGUAUCACUCAGAGUACGUCAAGCUUACAUCUUUCCCAACCUUCAACCAGACAUUCAAUUUCAGAUGCAGAGCAAGGUACAGAAGAUGAAGAAAGUCAACAUCGGGCAAGUAUCUUAAACAAUAUGAGACCAGUGAAACUUAUUGGGUCUUAUAAACCAGUAGCAACUUGGCUGGAUCUACACCAUGAUACGAAAAACAUCAAGGAUAAAAAAUUACGUAAAUUUUACGAUAAUCAAAAUGCUUUACUUGAAAGAUUCCAAGAAAUUGAUAAUUUUCUUGAUGCUGGGAAAAUUCAUUUCAAUAUGUUAUCCAAUUAUCAAGCCAAUUCGGAUCAAGCAGCAUUGAAGGCAAAUGGAAAGUUAAAUGGAAAUUCCAACUCUUUAGAUCCAACUGAGCCCCUUCUUGGAUCUAAUCUUGUUCAAAACGAUAGUUAUAAUUCAAUUAAUUCCAAGACUUCCAGACACAAUGUUGUUCCUGGAGAUGUGGAGAAUGAAGGAGCCCAAUUCUUGGGUUAUAACCACGAGGAGGAUUCACAAGAUGUCCUUAUAGCCAUUCUAGUGAACUUCUUUAUCAACUUCAUUCUCCUUAUUGGGAAGCUUAUUGUUACGAUUAUGACCAAUUCUAUGUCUGUUGUUGCAUCAUUGGUCGAUUCCCUUUUGGAUUUUCUUUCCACAUUCAUCAUUUAUAUUGCCAAUCGGUUAUCCAACACCAAGAGUUGGAAAAGUGAACAUGCUUAUCCUGUUGGAAGAUCUAGAUUAGAACCUUUGGGGAUCUUGGUCUUUUCCAUUAUUAUUAUCAUUCUGUUCGUACAAGUUGGACAGGAAUCAUUUAAAAGAUUGAUAUUUUCUACACCAGAGUCAAGAAUCCCAGUACAAAUCGGAUUCAGUGCUAUGGCUAUUAUGAUUUUAACAAUUGGUAGUAAAAUUGGGUGUUGGAUUUGGUGUUCUCUGAGCAAAUCAAGUUCUGUUCAGGCCCUUGCACAAGAUGCUAUGACUGACAUUGUUUUCAAUACUGUAUCUCUUUUGAUGCCUACAAUUGGUUAUUACUUUGACAUUUGGUGGUUAGAUUCAGCUGGUGCUUUAGUACUUUCUAUUUAUAUAGUCAUAUCAUGGUCAAUGACUGGUUUCGAACAUAUCGAUAAUUUGACUGGAGCUGUGGCAGAUCCUUUGGAUUACCAAGUUAUUCUUUACUUGGCAUAUCGAUUUGCAGAAUCUAUCAAACAAAUCACUGCUCUUAAAGUUUAUCAUGUCGGUGAUAACUUAAAUGUGGAGAUUGACUUGGUAUUUGCAGAUGAAGAGUUUGAUCUCUCUAUUAGAGAUUGUCAUGAUAUUGCAGAGGCUUUACAAUAUGCCAUUGAAACAUUACCCAUGGUUGAACGUGCAUUUGUACAUAUUGAUUACAUGGAAGGGAACUUUAAAGGUCAUUUACAUUGA
Messenger RNA from [Candida] anglica, 1800 nucleotides. Lineage: Eukaryota; Fungi; Ascomycota; Pichiomycetes; Serinales; Debaryomycetaceae. The record is from the annotation of a GenBank genome assembly.